UCAACGAAACUAUGCAAGUCUUGAAAACAAUGCUGCAGAUGUUCUGAAAAAGAAUAUUUCAAAUGAAGUUAAAUUCACAACUGAUGCGUAUUCAUAUUUAAAAAGGAAUCCGAAUUUUAAGAUUCUUUCUCAAGAUGAUAUUUCAUAUUUUAAAUCAAUUCUACCAUCAAAUGGAUUAAUAAUUGAAAAUGAUAAUAAUUACGAUGAUCUAAUGCCUUACAACAUCGAUUGGUUGAGAAUACACAGGGGUAAAUCCAAAUUAGUUGCAAAGCCUAAAACUACUGAGCAAGUUUCCAAUAUAGUUAAAUACUGUAAUGAGAAAAAACUGGCGAUUGUGCCCCAGGGUGGAAAUACUGGUCUAGUUGGUGGCGGCACACCGAUAUUUGAUGAAAUUAUUAUUAGCACCAAGAAUUUAAAUCAAAUACGAGACUUUGAUCCCAUUUCCGGUACUCUUACAUGUGAUUCAGGGUGCAUUCUUGAGAUCCUCGACAACUAUCUCGCAGAAAGAGAACAUAUGAUGCCCUUAGAUAUAGGUUCCAAGGGGAGCUGUCAUAUUGGUGGAAAUGUUGCUACAAACGCUGGUGGGGUUAGAUACUUGAGAUAUGGUUCCCUACAUGGCUCUAUACUGGGAUUAGAAGUGGUACUUCCUGAUGGGACUAUAUUAAAUAAUCUUUCAACCCUCCGUAAAGACAAUACCGGUUAUGACAUUAAACAGCUCUUUAUUGGUUCGGAGGGCACUUUAGGAAUCAUUACAGGUGUUUCAAUUUUGACACCAAGGCGUCACAAGGCAGUUAAUGUUGCUGUACUUGGUCUAAAAUCCUUUAAAAAUGUCCAAGAUGCAUUUAUUGCAUCAAAAGAAAUAUUGACAGAAAUUUUAUCUGCAUUCGAGUUUUGGGAUGUUCUGUCGCUUAAGUUAGUAAAAACGCAUCUAGCACAGGGUACAAAUUUUCCUUUAGGGGAUGAAUAUCCUUUUUAUGCAUUAAUAGAAACUGGUGGUUCCAAUAAGGAUCAUGAUGAAGAAAAACUCUCCGAUUUCUUGGAAACUGUCAUGGCAAAAGGAAUCGUUGAGAAUGGCGUUAUAGCUCAAGACAAUACACAAAUGAAAAAUCUCUGGUCAAUACGGGAAGGAAUUCCUGAUGCUUGCAUGAAGGUUGGCUCUGCUUACUUUUAUGAUAUAUCUAUACCAAUCUCGGUGAUGUACGAGAUUGUUGAAGAUGUUACUAGUCGAUUAAAAGAUGCAGGCUUAUUUGGUAAUAAUGUAGUGGAUGUUAUCGGAUUUGGACACAUCGGGGAUGGUAAUUUGCAUUUGUCGAUCACUUCCAAAUCAUAUUCUCUAGAAAUCAUUAGGCUGAUUGAAUCAUGUAUUCGUGAAUGGACAGAUCAAUACAAAGGGUCUUUAUCAGCAGAACAUGGUUUAGGUCUAAUAAAAGCAAAAAUAUUAGAACAUUCUAAGCCAAAAGCGAUGGUAGACAUUAUGAGAAAAAUAAAACAUAAUAUUGAUCCAAAUGGUAUUAUGAACCCUUAUAAAUUCUUCCCUUACCAAUAA
Molecule: messenger RNA, 1546 nt
Organism: Racocetra persica
Lineage: Eukaryota; Fungi; Glomeromycota; Glomeromycetes; Diversisporales; Gigasporaceae
Source: the annotation of a GenBank genome assembly